Molecule: messenger RNA, 1368 nt
Organism: Myripristis murdjan (pinecone soldierfish)
Lineage: Eukaryota; Metazoa; Chordata; Actinopteri; Holocentriformes; Holocentridae
Gene: hnf4g
Product: hepatocyte nuclear factor 4, gamma
Exons: 11
Coding region: 1-1368 (455 amino acids)
Biological process (GO): regulation of DNA-templated transcription
Cellular component (GO): nucleus
Molecular function (GO): RNA polymerase II cis-regulatory region sequence-specific DNA binding; nuclear steroid receptor activity; zinc ion binding
Source: RefSeq, a predicted model, not a curated record
AUGAAGUAUCCUCCUGGCCCUCAGAGUAAAUCUCUGUUAGAUAUGGAAGUAGCUAACUACUGUGAAGGUCUGGAUCCCUCAUACAGCACACUAGGCUUUGAGAAUGCUGAGGUGCUCUAUGGAGGGGGAGACAGCAUGCCAGCAGAACCUAGUCUCCCAGGGCCGGACGGGGUUAAUAGUAACUGUGCGAUCUGUGGAGACAAAGCCACAGGGAAACACUAUGGGGCAUCCAGCUGUGACGGCUGUAAGGGCUUCUUCAGACGCUCCAUACGCAAGAGCCACGUAUACACCUGCAGGUUCAGCAGACAGUGCAUUGUGGAUAAGGAUAAGAGGAACCAGUGUCGCUUCUGCAGACUCAACAAGUGCUUCAGGGCUGGAAUGAAAAAAGAAGCUGUGCAGAAUGAAAGAGACCGCAUCAGUUCCCGCAGGAGCAACCCUGACUCCCAAGACCUGCCACCCAUCACUGUCCUGGCCCAAGCAGAGUCACUGUCCCAACAGAUCACUAGUCCAACAGGUAUAUCAGAUGUGUCAGAACAGAAAUCAGCCUCAGUUGGAGAUGUAUGUGACUCUAUGCGACAGCAGCUAUUAGUCUUGGUGGAAUGGGCCAAAUACAUUCCUGCCUUUGGAGAACUGCCACUUGAUGACCAGGUGAGCUUGCUCAGGGCUCAUGCAGGUGAGCACCUUUUGCUCGGGGUCGCCAAGAGGUCGAUGCCAUAUAAAGACUUCCUGCUUUUAGGUAAUGGCUGUGUGAUCCAGAAGAACAGUCCUGAGCCGGAGAUCUGCCGGGUGGCCAACCGGGUGCUGGACGAGCUGGUCCAGCCCUUCCAGGAUAUUCAGAUUGACGACAACGAGUACGCAGCACUCAAAGCUAUCGUCUUCUUUGACCCAGAUGCAAAAUCUUUGCGGGACCCAUCGAAAAUCAAGGCCAUGCGUCUGCAGAUCCAGAUGAGCCUGGAAGAUUACAUUAAUGACCGUCAGUAUGACUCCAGGGGUCGUUUUGGAGAGCUUCUGCUCCUGCUGCCCACCCUGCAGAGCAUCACAUGGCAGAUGAUCGAACAGCUCCAGUUCAUUAAGCUCUGUGGCCUGGCCAAGAUAGACAACCUGCUGCAUGAGAUGCUGCUGGGAGGCCUCACUUCUGACCCCACCCACUUGCACCACCCAGCCCACACCCAGCUGGCUCAGGACCCCUUGACUGGACACACACUGGUCAUCAGUGCAAUGCCGGUCACACACACUCCGCAGAUAGCCUCCCCAGACACCCCCAUCCCAUCUCCCCCUCAGGGUCCCGGCCCGGAGAUGUACAAAGCCUUCCCGCAGCCUCUUGGUCCUCCGGCCAGCCCCUCACCUCCUGCACAGACACACCCCUGA